Messenger RNA from Epinephelus lanceolatus (giant grouper), 2833 nucleotides. RefSeq names its product cyclase associated actin cytoskeleton regulatory protein 2 (gene cap2). Gene Ontology annotation, molecular function: actin binding; adenylate cyclase binding. Gene Ontology annotation, cellular component: cytoplasm. Lineage: Eukaryota; Metazoa; Chordata; Actinopteri; Perciformes; Serranidae. The record is from RefSeq and is a predicted model, not a curated record. Gene Ontology annotation, biological process: actin filament organization; cell morphogenesis; cytoskeleton organization.
GCUGCCAUGUUGCCUGCGAGGUAGACGCUUGUCCGCCCCAGAGCAGAUCCUGCGGCACUGAGUCACGGUCCUGGUGUCUGCACGCCGCGUGGCGCUCAGGUUCACCGUGUUGCUUAAUUAGGACAUCCCGGAAGAGUCACGGAGCUGUGCGCAGCUGAGUGACGGGACACGGAGGCAGGAGGGGACCGCGGCGCACAGACACGAAUCCGUCUCGGGAUAUUGACAGUCACAAUAAAACAUCAGCAGAAAUCCGCUGUGGACCAGAGGAGGGAGGUUUGUCAACAUGGAAGGUUUCAUGGAGCGGCUGGAGCGAGCUGUGACUCGCCUUGAGAAGUUUGCUGUCACGAUGCAGGCGUCCAGUGGCAUGGCCAACGGGGGAUGCCUCAACGGCAUUGAUGGAGGUUUGUCUCAGAGUGUGGAGGCCUUUGAUGUCCUGCUGAGAGGUCCAGUGUCAGAGUACCUGAACUACAGCCGAGCCCUAGGAGGUGAGGUGGAGAAACAUGCGGAGAUGGUGAACAACGCCCUGCAGACUCAGAGAACCUUCCUGAAGAUGGCUGCCACGCACCAGGAACCUGCGCAGACGGAGCUACACGACCUGCUGAAGCCAAUCUCAGAUCACAUCCAGGAGAUCCAGAGCUUCCGCGAACGAAACCGUGGCAGCAGCUUCUUCAACCACCUGUCAGCCAUCAGCGAGAGCAUCCCCGCUCUGGGCUGGGUGGCCGUGAGUCAGAAGCCGGGUCCGUACGUGAAGGAGAUGAAUGAUGCUGCCACCUUCUACACCAACAGAGUGCUGAAGGACUACAAGGAAACUGAUAAACGUCAUGUAGACUGGGUGCGUUCCUACCUGUCAAUCUGGACCGAGGUACAGUCCUUCAUCAAACAGCACCACACUACAGGACUUGUGUGGAGCAAGAGUGGUCCCAUUGCUCCUGCUUCUCUGUUCGAUCCCCCCAGUGCUCCCUCCUGUCCUCCUCCACCUCCACCUCCUCCCCCCGGCCCACCUCCAGUCUUCACUGAUGAUGACUCUCAGCCUCAGGCAGCACAGCACUCAGCGUUAUUUGCCCAGCUCAACCAGGGAAUGGACAUCACUAAAGGUCUGAAGCAUGUGUCAGAUGAUAAGAAGACCCAUAAGAACCCUAAUUUGCGUUCACAAGCGACACCGACAAAAACAAAGUCCUCAGGGACUGUGAGCUCACCCAAGGCAGCUGUCCAGAAAAGACCCCCUCUGCUGGAGCUGGAGGGGAAGAAAUGGAGGGUUGAGAACUUUGAGCAGAAACACGACCUGAUCAUUGAGGAGACGGAGCUGAAACAAGUGGUCUAUGUCUUCGGCUGCAACAACUCCACAGUGCAGAUUAAGGGCAAAAUUAACUCCAUCAUCAUCGACAACUGCAAGAAGCUGGGUUUGGUUUUUGAGAACGUAGUUGGGAUUGUGGAGAUAAUCAACUCCAAGGCCAUUCAGCUACAGGUGUUGGGAACAGUUCCCACCAUUUCCAUCAAUACAACUGAGGGUUGCCAGGUCUACCUGAGCAAGGAGUCCCUUAACUGUGACAUCAUCAGUGCCAAGAGCUCUGAGAUGAACAUCCUGGUACCACAAGAUGACGACUAUAGGGAGUUUCCGGUACCGGAGCAGUUCAAGACUGUUUGGGACGGCUCCAAACUGGUGACAGAGCCCACUGAGAUGGCAGGCUGAUUGAUGCUUCGCUGUCAUCACCACCAGCACUGCAAUCAUCAUCAUCAAUUUUUUUUAACAAUCUCUCUAUUUGAGAUAUAAAAGGGAUUACUGCAACAGAUUAACUGAUUUCAUGUCUCCAGCACUUUGAAACUGAACCACUGAGUAGGUUGAUUAUCCCUCUCUACACAACAGAAUUAAAGGACAUCUCAGGUUUAAGUCCCACACACACAAUUUAAUUACCUUAUCUUACAUUUCUGUGCCAUAGCAACAAAGGCAUCCAUGUAAGAAUAUGUAACUGUUGAAAUAUAAGCAUUUAUAUUUCAAUAUUAGUAUGACUGUACCCUAAAUUCACUGUAUGAGCAUUUAAGUACGAUUUAGACCGCAGCAGUAACACAUUACCUUACAGAAAAGGCUAAUUACGUGACAUACACAUUACGACAUCCAGUGGCCAAGCAGAUAAAAAUAACUUGGAGUUAGGUGUAGAAUUAUUUGGUCUAUUUUCUAUCUAGUGAAGUGUAUCUAAGUUACCUCUUUAAAAGGUAGUCAUGUAGUACUUUUGCACGUAGUGAAGUUUGCGUAGCACUGCUCACUAUAUUAACGCCAGAUGUUACAGUCUUGCAAGCGCACAAUACUCUAUAUGAAGUAUAAUCAAUCAGCUAUGGUCGUGUCCAGAUGGUAAACCCAGAGUCGCAAAAAAACUCCUGCAAGAUUUAUAUUCCAUGUGUUCAUUGUAGCCCAAAUCAUGACCCAUGACAGUGUUUUUGAGCCUCAAGCUAACCAGACCUUAACCACAGUGAUGUCACACCAUCAAACAGCUAGACAAAGGAGUUUUGCAAUCCUAGGUUUGCAUCUCGCCACGACCCACAUGGAUGUAACAAUGUUUGGUGUCUUGCAGGAGACAAUACAUCAACAUCAAUCUCUGAAUAUAUAGAAAUCAAGCUACACGCACUGCACCUGUGCACCAUUAAAUACUGACAGAGGUAGUAACUUCCACACUUGAGCACUUCCUAGUCUCCAUAUUACUUUGUACUAAGAUGUAGCACAUAGCACCAGCAUAAGAGAAGAUAGUGUACACCACUAAUGCUUUUCAAAACUUUUAAUUUACAUGAAAACAGUUUGAUGUAACUGUGUAUCAUUUUUCAAAUAAAAUCAAAACCCUCA